ACUUCUUCCCGUCCCUUUCCUUGCCUGGGUUUCGGGACGCCCUAGUGAAACUCCGCCCCUGGGUACGGGCGAACGAACGAGGAAGAGGCAAAAGGAAAGAGAAAGGCAGGCGAAAGGAAGCGCGAGGGGCAUCGCUUUGUCGUGAGGUGCUUGCCUUCCAUCUGUCGAGUGACCAGGGAGCUUCAGGCACCCGAAAAGAGGAGGCGGUGGCAGGCGGCUGGUUGGCUGAGAAAGGCGCAGGGAACGCUGCCGUCGCAGCCACCACCACCCUUCUCCUCCCCCUUCCUCUCCGACGCCGCGGCCCAGUAGGAGGGACCUAGAGGCAGAGGAACCAGCCAGAGCUCAUUCCCUGGUAGGGGGGAGCGACUUGCCGCCGCAGCCCUACCAUGGCCACCAAGAUGAGCUGAGGCUGAGAGAUCUGUGGCUUCACUGAAGCUAUGGCACAAGCUCGUGUUAUGUAUAACUUUGCUGCUGAACCUGGAAACAAUGAGCUGACAGUUAGUGAAGGAGAAAUCAUCACAAUUACCAAUCCGGAUGUAGGUGGAGGCUGGCUGGAAGGCAAAAACAACCAAGGAGAACGAGGACUAGUUCCCACAGACUAUGUUGAAAUUCUACCUGAAAGUACCAAAGAUGGAAUUUCAGUAGCUGACCAAGCCUUUUUUGACUGUCUCUCUUCAAAUACUGCACAGACUAAUUCACAAGCAGCAAAAAUCAGUAUCCAGGCUACCAGCAAUGCAGUUGACCCCUGGUCAAGCUGGGACAAUACAACAGGUGGUGAUGGCUGGGCAACAAAACCUGAAACCAGGCAGAAAAAUAGCACUUCAAACAACUGGGAUGCAGCAGCAUUUGGUCAUCCACAGGCUUAUCAAGGCCCAGCGGCAGCUGAUGAUGAUGAUUGGGAUGAUGACUGGGAUGAUCCAAAAUCAACGGCUGCACCCUAUCUUGGAUAUAAAGAGGCAGAGCCUUCUGACCCUGCAGGGCUUCAGCGUGGGAAUAGUCGUGGAGCUGCUAUGAAACUACCACUUAACAAAUUUCCUGGAUUUGCAAAACCUGGAGUGGAGCAGUAUCUGUUGGCAAAGCAGCUAGUAAAACCCAAAGAGAAAAUUCCUAUUAUUAUUGGAGAUUAUGGUCCAAUGUGGGUAUAUCCUACCUCUACAUUUGACUGUGUUGUGGCUGAUCCAAAAAAAGGUUCUAAAAUGUAUGGUCUGAAGAGCUACAUUGAAUAUCAGCUUACAUGUACAAACACUAAUCGAUCUGUCAACCACAGAUAUAAACACUUUGACUGGUUAUAUGAGCGUCUGUUGAUUAAGUUUGGAACAGCCAUUCCAAUUCCAUCUCUUCCAGACAAACAAGUGACAGGGCGUUUUGAGGAAGAAUUCAUCAAAAUGCGGAUGGAGAGGCUACAAGCGUGGAUGACCAGGAUGUGUCGUCAUCCGGUUAUUUCAGAAAGUGAAGUUUUUCAGCAGUUCCUUAGCUUCCGUGAUGAAAAGGAAUGGAAAACUGGUAAAAGGAAGGCAGAAAAAGAUGAGAUUGUGGGCGUUAUGGUAUUUUCUACUAUGGAACCAGAAGCUCCUGACUUGGAUAUGAUAGAAAUCGAACAGAAAUGUGAUGCAGUUGGCAGGUUCACUAAAGCCAUGGAUGAUGGCGUUAAGGAGUUGCUGACAGUGGGCCAUGAACACUGGAAACGUUGUACAGGACGUCUUGAUGCUACAGUGGAUACUACAAGCCAGGGCCAAGCAACUGAAUCACCUGUACACCCGCUGAUCAAAGUGAAUGAACUAAUGGCACCAAGAGGACAGGCAUUGCCCAAGGAAUAUCAGAAAAUAGGAAAAGCUUUACAGGGUUUAGCUCUGGUUUUCGGUACCAGUGGCUAUCAAGGAGAAUCUGACCUCAAUGACGCAAUAACAGAAGCAGGAAAAACAUAUGAAGAAAUUGCCAGUCUUGUGGCAGAACAGCCAAAGCAGGAUCUUCAUUUUCUGAUGGAAACCAAUCAUGAAUACAAAGGAUUUCUUGGUUGCUUCCCGGAUAUCAUAGGUGCUCACAAGGGAGCAAUAGAAAAAGUGAAAGAAAGUGAUAAACUAGUUGCUACCAGCAAAAUUACCCCACAGGAUAAACAAAACAUGCUGAAGCGUGUAAGCACCAUGUCAUUUGCACUACAAGCUGAGAUGAAUCACUUUCACAGUAACCGGAUUUAUGAUUACAAUAGUGUGAUGCGCUUAUACCUGGAGCAACAAGCACAGUUCUAUGAAACGAUUGCACAAAAGCUGAGGCAGGCUCUCAGUCGCUUUCCAGUCAUGUAGAGACCAGAUACAGAAGAACUCCAAAGUGCUUUUUUGAUUUUUGGUGGGGCAGUGCAAAUAAAAUUAAAAUAUAGUCUUUGCCAUCCAAAAAGCCUUUUAAAAAAAUGCAAAAAAUUGAAAACUUCAGAUGUUUACUUUAACCUAAAUGCCUUGGAUAUUUAUGUAUAUUUUUAUUCUGUGUGAUUUCUGUUCCUGUCCACUCUUUGUAAAACUGGAAAAUGCUGUAUGUUAUGGAUGGGUAACUUGUGACCCUACAAAUGAGUUUGGGCCACAGCUUCCAUCAUUGUUUACCAUUGGCAUGGGAGUUGGAGUUUAGCUACAUCUGGAGAGCUACAGGUUUCCCCUCUCUGCUCUAAGAUACAGCUUUAAAUUGCCAAAUUGUUUGUUGCUGGGCGUUACAAAAAUAUAUAGUCCUAAACUCUACAAAAUUGUAGGGUAUCAGCUGAUAAGAUACUAUUUUUUAAAAAUUCAUUUAUCCUUAUAGCUGAAGUGCUUUGUAGCAUCUAAUUUUUUUUAGAAUGUGCUAUUGAAAGCAAAAGCUUAUUACCCCUCUGCUGCAGGCAAUGGCAGACAAAAUCUGAAAUAAAACUGCUGACAUUCUCCCCCUGAUAAUCUUUUAAUAUUCUGUUCUUGUACCACAGAUGCCUCAAAACAUGAAGGCUAAAUUAUUAUUUUCUUCUUGACUGUAUGAAAAAAGAACUGAACCUAUUAAGACCACCAUUCUAAAUAUCUGGAAGAUAUUGUUUCAUCCAAUAAUUCUGAGCCAUGCACUUGUGUUACCACCCAGUGAUAGUCAGGGCUUUGUGUUUGGGGUCUUUUUCCAUGGUCCUUAACAAGCACACAGUGUCAGUAAUGGCUCAUGUCCCAUCGCUACUGCUGUGACUGAAAAUGUCACAAGUUCAUUGCCAUACUGGAUGCUUAUGCAGUAGCAUGAUGCUAUCUUUUUGAUCCACUUUUAAAACAAUACUGUAAUGGCCAAAAUUCUUAAUUGUUGUCCUCUGGAAAACAGACUGUUAUUCAAGUGUGUCAAAUACAAUGUGGGCUUAUAAAACAGCUACUUCAAAAUGCAACUAUGCUUGAAAUGUUAGGUUCAGACCACUGGUGUCAAGCAUCUUUUUCAUACACACAGUGGGCGCUAAAGCCCUGAACUGAAGGUAGGCAUAUUGCCACAAAUCAAUUGCUGUGGCACAUGCAACUUCGUCUUCACUGCAGAAACAGACAAUUUAUUCUUUCACCCACCAAUCUAUUCUCAGAGAAGAGUACUUUCUAUGUGUUCUGUUGACUUGAAUGCCAUUGUCAUUUGUGUGUGUUAGAGUAAUAGACUAUCUGUUUGCCACAGUAAUAUGAUACUCCACCACCACCAACCCCCCCAAAAAUCCCAGAAUGUAAACCUUGCUCAAAUGCUUUCUAUUGCCAGGUAUUUAAUUAUUUUUCUACACAUUUGUUUCUUUCUUAAUUUAGUCUUCCAUAAUUCCAUAAAGUGUUAUGAUACAGCCAUUUAAAUGUGUACAAAUUGUAAAGAAUGUGUAUACAUGUUUUACACCAAAUGUAAUGCAUCUUGCAUGCAGAAGCAAUUUAUGAAGUAAGGCACUUUUUCACAGCACCACUUUUUCAGCCUUUGUAUAUUCACUUUUUGUGUCAAUCUUUGUUACUGGUUCACUGAGGAUUUCUCUUUACGCAACCUUGAGUUCAUUCUGAUGACAGAAGUUGAAGACUUAUUAUCUUUAACAGGCAAACUGGGAAUAGAAGAACAGAAGAGAGUUUCAGUAGUGGAAAAGCAAUGUCCAUAGCAAGACCCUCUGGAACAGGCAGAUCAGCAACUUCCUAGCAAAUUAAGUCUUUAAAUUGAUAAUAAAUAUUUAUACAUAUAAAA
Molecule: messenger RNA, 4173 nt
Organism: Rhineura floridana
Lineage: Eukaryota; Metazoa; Chordata; Lepidosauria; Squamata; Rhineuridae
Gene: SNX9
Product: sorting nexin 9
Exons: 20
Coding region: 438-2300 (620 amino acids)
Biological process (GO): intracellular protein transport; endosomal transport; endocytosis
Cellular component (GO): cytoplasmic vesicle; plasma membrane
Molecular function (GO): phosphatidylinositol binding; protein binding
Source: RefSeq, a predicted model, not a curated record